This is a messenger RNA of Nasonia vitripennis (jewel wasp), 2778 nucleotides long. RefSeq names its product U6 small nuclear RNA (adenine-(43)-N(6))-methyltransferase. Gene Ontology annotation, biological process: rRNA base methylation. The record is from RefSeq and is a predicted model, not a curated record. Gene Ontology annotation, molecular function: 23S rRNA (adenine(1618)-N(6))-methyltransferase activity. Lineage: Eukaryota; Metazoa; Arthropoda; Insecta; Hymenoptera; Pteromalidae. The transcript has 5 exons. Gene Ontology annotation, cellular component: nucleus. Bases 348 to 1910 code for a protein of 520 amino acids.
GAUUCACGGGUAGGUAGAUUUUCGGAGCUAUCUAUUUCUUUUCUGCACGUGCGCGACUGCCGCGACAGUGUCGAGUAAGUUGUUUAUCUAACUCAGCUGAUGUGGAAGUGUUGUCAGUGGUUUUUUGUUUUGUUCUUAAUAACGUGGAGACUUGCCGGGCUUGAUCGAAUGAAAUAAAAUAUCUGCUUGUAUUUUUUGAUUGAUGUUUUUAACACAUGUAAGGAUAGCAAAAGUACUGUGUGGAAUAUGAGCAGAAAGAAGGUAUAGCAUUUAAUUUAAGGUUAUAAACAAAUGUGAAGUAAACGAAAAAAUUCUGAACCUCAUUGAGUAGCUGAAUAAAUUACAAGAUGUCUUUGAGAAAAUUCAUGCACAAAAGGAACAAGUACAAAGAAGAGCCAAAUUUUAAACAACUUGCUAUUUUAUAUCCAGGAUUUCGCAAAAUUGCUGUAACUGAUAUUGCAGGAAAAGUUAAAAUAAAUUUUAAAGAUGUUGAAAGUUUGAAGAUUUUAACAAAGACUUUGUUAAAGCAUGAUUUUAAUUUGGAUGUCGAUAUUCCUCCAAAUCAUUUGGUACCUGCGCUACCUCUGCGAUUAAAUUACAUUCUGUGGAUUGAGGAUCUGUUAAAUCACUGUGGUAUUCAGGAUCUGAGUACUGUCCAUGGACUAGACAUAGGAACAGGUGCAAUAUGUAUUUAUCCAAUUUUGUUUUCAAAUUUAUAUAAAACUAAAAUGACAUGCACGGAUAUAGAUCCUAAAAGCAUAAUCUCAGCUACAGAAAAUAUUGAAAAAAAUAACUUACAAGAUCUUAUAGAAGUUAUUUUAAUUAAAAAAGAAUCAAUCCUUAAAGAAGCAUUAGAGAAAAAUGAAAAGUAUUCAUUUGUCAUGUGCAACCCACCAUUUUUUGAAACAGAUAAGGGUUUGGGGAAAAAAUCUAAACAAGAGCCACCAAGGAAUGCUCCAACAGGCAAUGCUAACGAAUUAGAAGUUAAAGGUGGAGAAAGAGAAUUCAUUUUGCGAUUGAUUGAAGAAAGUCUGGAAUACAAACAUAAAAUAAAGAUAUACACAACAAUGUUUGGACAAAAGAGUAGUUUAGCUUUUUUGAGAAAUGAACUGACGAAGAAGAGAAUAUUUAAUGCUACAUGGACUGAAUUUUGCCAAGGUUUCACUAAAAGGUGGGGAAUAGCUUGGACAUUUGAACCAAAAAGUGAAUUAGAUUUAACAACAGCCCCUGUUAUAAGAACCAGAGCAGAGGUAUCCAAAAUGAAAAAAGAUAAAUCUAUGGAAAUCGUUUUUCCAGCAAGAAAAAAUUUAAGCUGUUUAAACGAAGUUGUUACUGCAUUAAAAAUCUGGAUUACUGAACUAAAGAUAAAAAUAAAGGAAAUACAACUAGCCGAUGAUGACUAUCCUUGUUGGGCAUGCCAACUGAUUGGAUACAAUGAUACGUGGUCUCACGCAAGAAGAAAACGACGCAUGGCUAUGCGACAAGAGGCUUUGAAAAAAAGACGAGUUGACAAGUCUGAGUCAAGCAAUGAAAUUGAUAAGUUGCAAAACGAUGAAUCAGAAUCCACGGAGAGCGAGAUUAAAAGUGUAGAAAGUAAUGAGCCGUUAUUAGUUUGUACGUUACUUGUGGGAGAGAAAAGUGAACACGUCGAUGAUAGUGGCGAUAACGACGAAGAUGACAGUGAAGAAGAUACAAAUAACGAAAAAAUGUUGAGAAUUUGCAUGUUGUUUGAAAGUGGUACGGGCGGUAAAUUGAGCCUGGAGACUCUUCGUCAGUAUUUAGUAAAUAAAUUAAACAUACGAGAUUUUUUUCAUAAAAAAAAUCCAAGUAAACCGAAUAAGAAAAAGAGAAAAAGAAAAAAAAUUAAAAAAGAUCAAUCUUUAGUAGUUUGUCAAAACAAAGAGUUGUAAACUCGGGUAAUUUUAUCGAGUUUUGUAUAUAAAAUGAUUUAUUUAACGUGGUGAUUUUUUCUUUACCAAAUUACAUAACAGCUGAUAUAUGUAAAUCAGGUAUUUAACUUUAUUUAUAGUUAAUCCUUAUCGGCUAAUAUCUUUGUAUGGUACAAUUUCGCUAACAAGUGCAAUACAAUGUUUGGUAUAACAAAUAUAGAAAGAAAACAGCAAUGACUGAUGACACACUCUUCAAUAAAGAUUGCAUACUUUGACACUUCUCUCUGAUCAGUACUGCCACUAUUGCAUAACGCUUAUUCAGGAAACUAUAAAAAUUAAUGUUAAGUAGCGCAUCGCAAUGAAUAAUUGACACAAAUUUGAACUACUUUCAACAAUUUUACGUAGCUUUAACAAAUAAUUGCGCUAUGUUGAUUAUUAAUUUAACAUUCUGACCGACAGGUGAUUUAAAAUUCUAUUUAGUUUCAGGCUGAUUACAUUGGAUUAUUUUAGUUUAACGCUUGACGCCGAUUCUGAUUAUAUUUGCAGUCAAUUCGUAGUUCUGACUUAUGCCCAUUGUAUGUUUAAGUUUUAACAAAGCGUGCAUAAAAAGGAGAUUAACAUUUGGUAACAAUAUCUUAUUAAUUCUAAAGCCUACAAUACGUUGCUUAUUUCUAAGUUGUACACUACUACAACAGAAAUCUGGUGUAACAUUUCGCGUCGUUAUUUGGUUUUCUUAGAAAAAAAGAACAUUUAUUUAGCGAACUAACUAUAUCACUUUAUCGUAUUAUUUCAUGCUAGUCUAGUAUUACGCUCAAAAAAAUAGAAAAAAACCUAUACAGAAUCAAACGUUCCCUACAAAAUCGCAAAAAAAUAUGAUUAGCGUUAACAA